Molecule: messenger RNA, 3398 nt
Organism: Canis lupus familiaris (dog)
Lineage: Eukaryota; Metazoa; Chordata; Mammalia; Carnivora; Canidae
Gene: SMTN
Product: smoothelin
Exons: 22
Coding region: 239-3073 (944 amino acids)
Biological process (GO): actin cytoskeleton organization
Cellular component (GO): filamentous actin; microtubule organizing center
Molecular function (GO): protein binding
Source: RefSeq, a predicted model, not a curated record
CGGCUGGACGGGCGGCGCUUGCAGAGGCUCGGGGACGGUUGCUGAGGGGGACUGGGCUCCCGGUCGCGGCGCCUUCCGCCUGACGGCUCCCAGUCUGUCUGUCGGAUCCCGAGCGACCUAGGCUGAGCCCGCGCCCAGCGGGUGGGCCGGACGGAGAGAAUUCCCUGAGCUGGUGUCAGGUGCCACGGGCACUGGGGAUCUCACCAGGAGGGGACGGACAGAGCUAGGGGCCAGCAAGAUGGCGGAUGAGGCCUUAGCCGGACUGGAUGAGGGAGCCCUGCGAAAGCUGUUGGAGGUCACAGCGGAUCUGGCAGAGAGGCGGCGCAUCCGCUCAGCCAUCCGGGAGUUGCAGCGGCAGGAGCUACAGCGUGAGGAGGAGGCCCUGGCAUCCAAGCGCUUCCGUGCCGAGCGGCAGGACAACAAGGAGAACUGGCUGCACUCUCAGCAGCAGGAGGCAGAGCAGCGAGCUGCUCUGGCGCGGCUGGCAGGGCGGCUGGAGUCCAUGAAUGAUGUGGAAGAGUUGACUGCACUGCUGCGAGGUGCCGGUGAGUAUGAAGAACGCAAGCUGAUCCGAGCUGCAAUCCGCCGCAUAAGGGCCCAGGAGAUUGAGGCUGCCACGUUGGCUGGGAGGUUGUGCAGCGGGCGUCCCAACGGUGGCUCAAGAGAGGAGAGCAAGGGGCGGGCAGCACACAGGCUGGAACAGUGUGAGGUGCCAGAGCAAGAGAAACAGGAGCAGCACACAGAGGUCCCAGAGCCAACCCCAACCCCUCAGGGCACCAGCCGGGAUGUGACCACAGUGACACUCCUGCUGCGGGCCCCACCUGGGGGCACACCCAGCUUACCUGCCUCACCUGUCAGUUCACCCACCACUGCUUCUCCUGAGCCUCCACUAGAGCCUGCUGAGGCCCAGUGUCCUGCUGCUGAGACUGUGGGCAGCCCCGAGCCACCCUCCAGCCCACCCAGGGCCACCAGCCCUGAGCCCCAGGAACCGCCAGCCACCCCCAGCACUGAGAGGCAGGUGGUCAGCAAGCUCCUGCCUGGCCCCACAGAGCCCCCAGCUGUCCAAGGCCCCACCAAAGAUCCCUCCAACACAAAGAGAGCAGACCUGGCCGGAUCCCGUCCCUGCCAACGCUCGCUGUCUGUGCUCAGCCCCCGCCAGCCAGCCCAGAACCAAGAGCCCCCCAACCCUGCCAGCGGACCUUCCCCAUUCCAGCGGGCUGGCUCUGUGCGGGAUCGUGUGCGCAAGUUCACAUCUGAUUCUCCUAUGGCUGCUGGGCUCCAGGAUGGCCCACCCCGGUUGGCCCUGGGUGCCUCAACCCCCACAAGACUCCUGGGCCCCUCCCACAUCAACACUACCCCUGCCUCUUCCAAUGGCUCCUCCUCACGGGCCCCCAGUGACACCUCCUCCCGAUUCAGCAAGGAGCCACGGGGAACAGCCAGGCCCCUGGCCCAGCUUCAGAGCUGCCCCCGGGAGGAGGGCCCCAGGGGGCGGGGCUUGGCUGCCAGGUCCCUUGAAAACAGAGCAGGGGGGCCUGGGGCCCGCUCAGAGGAGCCCAGUGCCCCGCUUCCCGUGCCUGCCGGCACUGCUGAGCCAGGGGCCAGUAUGAAGACCACAUUCACCAUCGAGAUCAAGGAUGGCCGUGGCCAGGCAUCCACAAGCCGAGUGCUGCUGCCCACAGGCAACCAGAGGGCAGAACUGACGCUGGGGCUACGGGCGCCUCCCACCCUCCUGAGCACCAGCAGUGGGGGCAAGAGCACCAUCACCCAUAUCAGCAGCCCUGCGACCCUGGCCCAGCUGGGUAGCGUCACUCAUGUCACCAGCUUCAGCCAUGCUUCCCCUGGUAGCCGGAGAGGCUGCAGCAUUAAGGCGGCUGAGGAUGCUGGGACCCCCGUGGCCCACCCGCCUGCCUUCAGCACCCGCCGCCGCUCCUCUGCCGGCCCUGCCCACAGCAGCAGUCUCAUGGAGCCAGAGCCAGCAGGGCCCCCCUCUGCGGCAGUGGAAGUGGCUAAUGGCGCCGAGCAAACCCAAGUGGACAAAGCACCAGAGAGGCGGAGCCCCCUAAGCACUGAGGAGCUGAUGGCCAUUGAGGAUGAAAGCAUCCUGGACAAGAUGCUGGAUCAGACUACAGACUUUGAGGAACGGAAGCUAAUCCGGGCUGCACUACGUGAGCUCCGACAAAAGAAGAGAGACCAGCGGGACAAGGAGCGGGAACGGCGGCUGCAAGAGGCACGGGCCCGGCCAGGGGAGGGCCGUGGCAACACAGCCACAGAGACCACCACGCAGCACAGCCAGCGGGCAGCCGACGGCUCAGCUGUCAGCACUGUCACCAAGACUGAGCGGCUCGUCCACUCUAAUGAUGGCACGAGGACGGCCCGCACCACCACGGUGGAGUCAAGUUUUGUGAGGCGCUCGGAGAAUGGUGGCGGCAGCACCAUGGUGCAAACCAAGACCUUUUCCUCGUCGUCAUCCAAGAAAAUGGGCAGUAUCUUUGACCGCGAGGAUGAGGCCAGCCCACGGCCCGGCAGCCUGGCGGCACUCGAGAAACGCCAGGCGGAGAAGAAGAAAGAGCUGAUGAAGGCGCAGAGCCUGCCCAAGACCUCAGCCUCACAGGCGCGCAAAGCCAUGAUUGAGAAGCUGGAGAAGGAAGGCGCGGCGGGCAGCCCUGGGGGGCCGCGCGCAGCGGUGCAGCGCUCCACCAGCUUCGGAGUCCCCAACGCUAACAGCAUCAAGCAGAUGUUGCUGGACUGGUGCCGAGCCAAGACACGCGGCUAUGAGCACGUGGACAUCCAGAACUUCUCCUCAAGUUGGAGUGAUGGGAUGGCCUUCUGUGCCCUGGUGCAUAACUUCUUCCCUGAGGCCUUCGACUAUGGGCAGCUCAGCCCACAGAACCGGCGUCAGAACUUCGAGGUGGCCUUCUCAUCUGCUGAGACCCAUGCGGACUGCCCGCAGCUCCUGGACACAGAGGACAUGGUGCGGCUUCGAGAGCCUGACUGGAAGUGCGUGUACACGUACAUCCAGGAAUUCUACCGCUGUCUGGUCCAGAAGGGGCUGGUAAAAACCAAAAAGUCCUAACCCCUGCUCAGGAGCCCCACGGAUGCUGGUGGACUGCGUGCCCCUGGUGGAGGUGGAGGACAUGAUGAUCAUGGGCAAGAAGCCCGACCCCAAGUGCGUCUUCACCUAUGUGCAGUCGCUCUACAACCACCUGCGGCGCCACGAGCUGCGCCUGCGCGGGAAGAAUGUGUAGCCUCCCUGCGCGCACGGCCCGCCUGCGGCAAGCUGCACCCACCAUCCAGGCACCAUCCCCUCCCUGUGCGCCUGCCCACUGCUGCCCUGUCUGUCGCAACACCCUCCCCUGCAUACACACGCUGCGUUUUGAUAAAUUAUUGGUUUUCAACGA